UUAGUGCUGCUCUUUCCGCAGUUCCAAAUCAUUCCCAGAGUGGAUGGCCACGCGAUCGGUUCGGUGUCGGUUUCGGUUUCCCCUCCAGAGACAGUCAGUGUCAGUGUUGUUCCAGUGAGAGUGCCAUGAAGCCUUAGAGGCGACUGCAAAGAAAUAAUAUAUAAAAAAAUAUAUAAAGAAAUAAAAAAUAAAACAGAAAAUAUGCAUCAACGCGUGGAUAAUGGUCACACAAAUAGUGGCUUUAAUGGCGGCUCUGAGGUAUCCUUGGACAUACCCACCAAUACGCUGUAUCACACCUCCCGGGAUUGCAUUGUCCAGGAGGAUCAGGGCUCCAAGGAGAGCUGCCUGGAGGGCACUCAGAGCUGCUGCUCGAAUCUCUGGUCGAAUAUUUUCCGCAAGAAGACGCUGUAUAAACGCUUCCCCAUUUUGGUUUGGCUGCCGCAGUACAAAAAGGAUUAUAUAUUCGGAGAUAUAGUGGCUGGCAUAUCAGUGGCCUUGACUGUGAUUCCCCAGGCAUUGGCCUAUGCCGGCAUAGCGGGUUUGGAUCUGCAAUAUGGCUUGUAUGCCUGCUUCCUGGGCUGCUUCAUUUACAUCUUUAUUGGUUCGAGCAAGGAUGUCCCCAUUGGACCUACGGCCAUUUCGGCUUUGUUAUCCUUUCAAAUUGCCGGAGGCAGCUGGCAAAUGGCCACGUUGCUUACAUUCUUAACAGGACUCAUUGAGAUCCUGAUGGGUGUCUUUCGGCUGGGAUUCCUGAUUGAUUUCGUCUCGGGUCCUGUGGGAGCGGGCUUCACCAGUGCCGUGUCCUUGAUCAUCUUUAGUUCCCAGAUGAAGGACUUCCUGGGCAUCAAGACGAGCGGUAAUACCUUCCUGCAGGUGUGGAUCAGCAUCGUGAAUGAUAUACACAACAUCAGUUGGCCGGACUUUAUCCUGGGCCUCAUCUGCAUCACUCUGCUACUGAGUCUACGAGCCCUGGCCAGCUGCAGUCUGGGUCCCAAGGAGGGAAAGACCACGUCCCAGAAAAUGCUUACCGGAAUUUUCUGGACAGUUGGAACUGCAAGAAAUGCUCUGCUAGUUUGUGGCACUGCUGGUCUGGGUUACUGGCUAUCCAUGAGCGGCAGGGAGAAUCUGGUGAGGACUGUGGGUUUUGUGCCCAAGGGAAUGCCUUCCUUCCAACCGCCACCCUUCCAUAUGGAUGCUGUGGUUAAUGAGACAACCGGAGAGAUCCUGCAGGAUGCUCAAAGCUUCUGGGAUAUGGUCAGCACUUUGGGUUCCGGAUUGAUUGUUGUGCCGCUUAUUGCUCUCCUCGAAACUAUGGCUGUGGUUCAAGCUUUCGCUGAUGGCAAACCCACGGAUGCCACUCAGGAGCUGAUUGCCUCGGGCGUUUGCAAUGUGGCCAACUCCUUUGUCCAGGGUCUUCGUAGCAAUGGAGGCGUGGCCAGAGGAGCCAUCCUUAAUGCCAGUGGUGUGAGGACACAGCUCUCCAAUUUGUACACCAGUGUGAUUGUGAUCAUAGCUCUGCUCUACCUUACACCCUGCUUUUACUAUAUACCCAAGGCAGCGCUGGCCUCCAUCAUCAUUGCGGCAGUGAUCUUUAUGGUUCAAUAUCGAGUGAUUAAGCCCAUGUGGCAUAGUAAAAAAACCGAUCUCAUACCUGGUUUGGGUGCCUUCUUCGCCUGCUUGGUCCUGCCCCUGCAAUUGGGCAUCCUGGUGGGAAUUGGCAUCAAUGUGGUCUUUAUUCUCUAUCAGGCUGCCAGGCCCAAGCUGCGUAUAGAAACCCUAGCGACCACCACUGGCCUCAAGUACCUGAUGCUCACCCCUGAUCGUUGUCUGAUCUUCCCUUCGAUGGAGUUUGUGCGCAAAGUGAUCAAUAAACAAGGUCAAAAAUCCACUCUGCCCGUGGUCAUUGAUUGCACCCACAUUUAUGGAGCAGAUUUCACCGCUGCCAAGGUGAUCUCCACCAUGGUCAUGGACUUUGAGCAGCGACAGCAGCCACUGUUCUUUUACAACUUGCAACCGCGUGUGGCACAGGUCUUUGAGGGAUUGAACAAGGAUCUGGUGGUCAUCUAUGACAUUACCACGCUGCAUGCCAAACUGGCGGAGAAGUCGUGAAUCUGAUAAGAGAUCCAAAAUGUGGAAAUGAAAGAAAUCAACGCUGCAACCUCGUCAUCAAGCGAUAGUCUUAGUCUUAGCCUCAGCUUUAGUCUCGCCCUAAGUCUCUGUGUUUAGUUUCUGUCGCUCUGUUUAGUAGGUGUCUUAGUAUUGAUUUUGUUAGCCGAGGCCAGCGACUAACUUUCUGAUGAGCCUGCGCCCACGCUCAUUGCCUUAGUUGAAGGUACCAUUCCAUUGGACUAUCGCUCACCUUAAUUAGCAUUUAAGUUAAGGCAAUCUUCCAUCAAACUAUCCACCUUGUCCGCAGGUACAACACAUAUCUGCACAUAUUUAUUUUGGCCUCUGUCGAAACGUUGUGAAUUUCGCUGAGCGAAAUAUCAGAGCAAGAGACCCCUUCCCACCUGCGAUUUAGCCGCUGUGCAUAUAGUAUUAUUUAAUAUUAGCCAACGAAGAGUAUUUAACAUAAGUACUUAAAUAAAUCAUGUAAAUAUUAAGAAGUAA
Molecule: messenger RNA, 2610 nt
Organism: Drosophila serrata
Lineage: Eukaryota; Metazoa; Arthropoda; Insecta; Diptera; Drosophilidae
Product: sodium-independent sulfate anion transporter
Biological process (GO): transmembrane transport
Cellular component (GO): membrane
Source: RefSeq, a predicted model, not a curated record